GCGGGACGCACGUACCUCCCCACUCCGUGACGAACUCGAACAUCGUAAAAGUUAACGAACGACAUGAGGACGAAUUAUGUAAAAUACAAAUAGUGCGAUAAUUAUUUUCAAAUAUUUUUCUGUGUUUGUGAAGAUUUGUGUACAUUACUAUGGCGUUAGCGUGGUGUGUAUUUUUGUGCGCUUGCGCCGGUGUGCUAGGGUUUAAUGUGGACAUACCCUCAAGGGUGGUUUAUAAGGGUAAUCCGAAUUCUAUGUUUGGAUUUACGGUGCAGGCGCAUGUUGAUGGCGACCGGAAAAUGAUCUUAGUUGGUGCUCCAGAAGACCAGCUAUACUCUGCAUACGAGUACAACGUGACCCGACCUGGUGCAGUGUACCGGUGCGAGCCAGGGUACAGGAACUAUGCCGCUGAGGGCAAUGUCAGGACCCUGGACCGGUGUAGUCCUAUGCAGUUUGAUAAGAAUCCAAGAAACAAUGCGGAUCGUCAAGGUCGCCAGGUGGAUCAAAAAUCGAACCAAUGGUUUGGUGCGACGCUGACCAGUACUGGCAGGAAUGGUGCUAUCAUGGCCUGUGCUCCUCGCUACGUGUCCUAUGUGUCUGCGAAGCUCAACCAGAGAGACCCAGUGGGCACGUGCUUCGUUGCCAACAGUCCGGACAUGACUGACGUUAAGGAGUUCUCACCAUGCCGUACUUCAAGUCAUGGACAGCGCAAGACUGGCAUGUGCCAAGCCGGUUUCUCGGGAGCCAUAUCAAAGGACGGACAACGGCUAUUCAUGGGUGCACCAGGCAGUUUCUUCUGGCAAGGGCGAACGUUAUCAAUAGAACCGAAAGAAAAGUUCAUCUUCUAUAUGCCGAAAAUACCGGAAGAAGGUCAGCUGAUGUCUCAAUCUAUGGGAAGUCGUCCAGCACUGAUUGCCACUCCUGAAGCUAGUCCUAAGUACGAUGACUCUUACAUGGGUUACUCAAUUGCUGUUGGUGAUUUCGCUGGUCAGGGUAUUCAGAGUGUUGCUGUUGGUGUACCGAGAGGAGCUGGACUCAAAGGAUUGGUUGUUCUCUAUACUUGGGAGCUUCAAAACAUCAAGAACAUUAGUGGAUCGCAGAUCGGUGCUUACUUCGGCUACAGUAUUGCCUCUGGCGAUAUUGACGGCGAUGGUUUUGAUGACGUCAUUGUUGGUGCUCCAAUGUUCACCAGAACUAAGACUGAUGGAUUUGAACACGGAAGAAUUUAUGUGAUCUACCAGGAUAAAGACCGAUCUUUCACAAGGAGUCAUGCCAGGACCGGUGAGGUUUCCCGAGGCAGAUUCGGUUUGGCUGUCACGUCGCUCGGUGACAUCAACUACGACACUUUCGGAGACAUAGCAGUAGGUGCUCCUUACGGUGGUGAGAACGGCCGUGGUGUAGUCUACAUCUACCAUGGCAGUGCGAUGGGCAUCCAUGAGAAAUAUUCCCAAGCCAUCACUGCUGAGGAGAUCUCUCCCACCUUGACCACCUUCGGAUUCUCCCUCUCUGGAGGAGUGGAUCUGGAUAAUAACAACUACACGGAUUUGGCAGUUGGUGCCUACAAAUCUGAUAGCGUUGUGUUUUUGAAGUCUCGCCCAGUAGUGAAAGUGACUGCCGAAGUGAAGUUUUUAGUUGACAGCAAGUUGAUCUCGCUGACUGACAAGAAGUGUCCUCUCGCUAACGGCACCACGGUUGCGUGUGCGCAGGUUAUGUUCUGCCUCUCAUACGGAGGUGUUAAUGUGGAUCAGCAGAUUAAAUUUGAGGUGACCUUGGACCUAGACUCCCGGCAGAAGACCACGAAGAGGCUGUUCCUGGCGGAGACCAGGGAGACAACGUACAAGACCCAGAUACUGCUAACGCAGGGAGAACAUGAGUGCAAGGAUAUCCUCGUAUACUUAGAUGAUGAAAUCCGUGACAAACUGACUCCUAUCGAAGUGAAGAUGUCGUACGACCUGGUGAACCAACCCUCUGGUAACAUCGUGCCUCCAGUCCUGGACCAGACCCACAGCAUCAUGCACACAGACUCCCUCAACAUCCAGAAGAACUGCGGCGCUGAUAACAUUUGCAUUCCUGAUCUGAAGAUGGCUGCUACCACCCCUACAAUCAACUACGUCCUAGGGUCUGGUGAGAACCUCCACAUUGACGUCAAAGUGGAGAACUCUGGUGAAGAUGCAUUUGAAGCUGCCUACUACCUGAUGAUUCCUUCAGGAGUGACAUACGCCAAGAUGGAACGUCUGGACAAGGAUACGGAUACUCUGAUAUACUGCUCCAUCACCAACAGGUUCCCUGAUGGUAACACCACAUUGAAAUGUGACCUUGGAAACCCCAUGGCUAGUGGACAAAAGGUAAACUUCCGCCUGAUCUUGGAAGUGGACGCUCGCGUGACGACGCUGAGCUUUGACAUGGAAGCGAACUCCACCAACGUGGAGCAGGACACCAUGUACGACAACUCCAUGCACAUGAACAUCGGCGUCGUCGUCCGGGCACACCUCUCUAUCAUUGGAACUUCGGACGCACCUGAACUACACUACAACGCUUCGCAGUACGAAACACAAAACAUCAAGGACGACACUAAACUUGGACCUCAAUUAAUCCACAAAUACAACUUGAAGAACGAGGGACCAUUCACUGUUGAAGAAGCUGAGAUAUAUUUCAUGUGGCCUUACCAGACCCUUGAAGGCGAAAAUCUGAUGUACAUGUUGGUGCAACCUCAAUAUCUAGGAGAUGUCAAGUGCGACAUAGCGCGACACAUUAACGAUGCCAACUUGUUUGUGGAGAGACCUUACGAAUUCUUGCUGUCGAAGGAGAGAGAAGCUAUGAUGAGUAGCGAAUUCUACACCGCGUCGCAAACUUCAGGAGGUGGUGGAUAUUAUGGACAAGUGUACUGGGAUGAUCUUUCCAAUGGCGUCCAAUACAACUACCAAAGUAAUACUGGUAGUGUCAACUUAGGAGGCUCUGGUUAUGGUACUGGACAGUCCAGUCAUUCCAGUGGAAGCUCGAGCUCCAGCUCUACCCAUUUCAGUAGCAGCACCAGCAGCCAAAGUGGAGGGCAGUUUGUUAGCGGUCAGGCUGGCAGUGGACAAUUUAGUGGUAGUCAGAGUGGAAGUGGGCAAUUCUCUGGCACCCAGAGCGGCAAUGGGCAAUUCGUUGGCGGCCAUAGUGGAAAUGGACAAUUUGUUACCAGCCAAACUGUAAGCGGAAACCACGGUGCCAAUGGACAAUUUAGCGGUAACCAAGGAUCCUUUGCAAACCAAGGUGGCCAUUUCGGUGGUCAAAAUCAUGGCCAGCAAGGCACUUUCACAUACAACCAGACCUGGAGCUCUUUUGAGGACAGUGAAGACCUAACAGCUGAACAAAAAGAAGAGAUCAGGAAGAAACUAGCAGCUGCUCUCGCUUCCGGAGCAGGUCAAGCUAGCUGGAGCUCUCAAAAUGGGGCCUUUGGUGGUCUUGGACAAGGCUCCAUCGUGAAAGUCAAGAACAAGACGAUAAUAUAUGAUGCUAACCACAACAUUAUUUCGGAAAUUGAGACAAGUACUGAAUUUGCAAACCUUGGACACGAAGGAGAAGCUGGUAGCUCUUUCAAUGUAUACGCUAACCAGGGUGGUGUUAACCAAGCAGCUUCACAAGGGCAUGCUCAAGGUUCUUGGCAGACAAGUUCUCAAGGGUCAGGCACUUACUCGCAAGGAUCCGGCUAUAACCAAGGAUCAGGCUAUAGCCAGGGCGCUGGAGGGUACAAUCAAGGAUCUGCAACAUACAACCGAGGGUCUGGCACGUACAACCAAGGGUCUGGCACCUACAGUCAAGGAUCAGGAUCUUAUGGUUCUGCAGGAUCAAGAGGCUUCUCACAAGAUUCAAAUCAAGGUCAAGGAUUUGUCCAUGGAUCAUGGGCAACCACAGAAACUGUCAAUCCUGACAUCGCUAAUGCUGGUUCAGCUACCUUCAGAGGAUCCUCAAGCGUUACUGUUGUAGGAGAUGAAGAAGAAGACAAACUUGAAGGGUUCGGAGUUAAUGCUGCGUAUAAUCCUAAUAACGAGUUUAAGUAUGGUAUUGCUGACGUCAGUGGCAGUUCUGGUGGAAGCCAGAGAAGUUCAGCUGGUGCUGCACAAGGUGGAAGCUACCAUGCUGGAGGUGGCAGUUACCAGGCUGGAGGUGGCAGCUUCCAGGCUGGAGGUGGAGGCUUUCAAUCUGGAGGUGGCACCUACCAAUCUGGCGGUGGAAGCUACCAGAGUGGUGGUGGUACUUACCAAAGUGGAGGCGGAACUUAUCGCAGCGGUGGCAGUGGAUAUUCUUACUCUUCAUCAUCGUCUUCAGGUGGGCAUACGUCAUACAGCAGUCAUUCUGGUAAUGGCUUCAGCGCUUCUGAACGUCGUGAGAAUACCAGGAGACGGCGUCAGGAUCAAGUGGAUCCACAGCUGAAGCAAAUUCUGGAAAAAUGUGAGGAAAAGUACAAGUGCGAGGUACUGAGAUGUACUACUGGUCGCAUGAUGAAGGGGCAGGAGGCUUGGUUUGCGUUCAGGUCGAGGAUCAACGCAUCCGUGCUUAGUGAGAUUUCCAAGGACCGCGCAGUGAUCCUGUCGACAUUAGCUGCAGCGCGCGUUUCUCGGCUGCCCAUGGUGGGGCGGCCGACAGACCGAACCUGGCACACGGCAGAAGCCCAGACCCUCAUCACACCACGACUCGAGGCUCUGGACAGCGGCACCAUCCCACUUUGGGUCGUUAUACUCGCCGCCAUCAUCGGUGCACUCCUACUUCUACUGCUCAUCUUCGCACUCUACAAAUGCGGAUUCUUCAAAAGGAACCGUCCCUCGGACCACGCUGAGCGACAGCCCCUGAACGGGCGUGACGAACAUCUCUGAUAUCCGACCACUGAUCUGGGCGUCACCAGCGAUACAGCUGGGACGUCUGAAGCGGGCGCCACGUCCGACUCGCCCGACGACAGCUCGUCGACUGACGCUGCUAGUGACGUCACGAGUCGCGACUCCACCAGCUUCGAUAGGUACUGACAUCACAAAGUCAAUAUUAAUAAAUUUUAAAAGUGUUAGUUUCACUUUGAUGAGAGUCAUCGUUUUUGGCAUUUGUAGUAUAUUUAUGAAGAAGAAUCUUCAUGCACCACUCCCCACUAGCACCCCUAGUGUCCAAAUUCAAAUGCGAUAACCCUCAUUAAAAAAUUUACAUUGGUAGAAAUAAGUGCGAACAAAAUGUCCUUGAAAAUAGCACGGAGCUGUAUUUUUUGUAUUUAUUUUUUGACGUGAAUAUGAAAAUUACAUUUCGUUCCAAACAGUAGUAGGUCCGAUGUGAUUGUAAAAUAGUUUAGACAUAUUAUUUUUAUGAUACAAUAGUUUUACCUCAUGACAAAACGAAUUUUCCCAAGCUUUUCAUGUCUUUAGUACAAAGAAAAUGAAAGGUUCAACAAAACAAUAUUUUCCUCUAUUCUAAUAUAAUAAAACCUAGUCACGAAUAAAAAAAUUUUCGGACGCCAUACUAGAA
Messenger RNA from Spodoptera litura, 5484 nucleotides. RefSeq names its product integrin subunit alpha inflated (gene if). Lineage: Eukaryota; Metazoa; Arthropoda; Insecta; Lepidoptera; Noctuidae. Gene Ontology annotation, cellular component: external side of plasma membrane; integrin complex. The record is from RefSeq and is a predicted model, not a curated record. Gene Ontology annotation, molecular function: integrin binding. Gene Ontology annotation, biological process: cell-cell adhesion; integrin-mediated signaling pathway; cell-matrix adhesion.